AUGAGUCUAACAAUCAGAGCCCCUAGUGUAGAUUAUAGAAACACUUUGGGACUUUGUGGCACCUUUGAUGAAAACCCCGAAAAUGAUUUCCAUGACAAAAAUGGGAUCAAAAUUGAUCAAACUUUUAAUAAUUAUUUUGCUUUUAUUAAUGAAUGGAGGAUUUUGCCAGGAAAAAGCAUGUUUGACACAAUGCCAAUAUCUCUGCCAUCGCCUGGAAAACUAUCCUAUUGUAGCUGCUCCUUGGACACCACUUCACCCUACCCGUCUUCUAAUCAUCUGGCUCGUGUUUCUCAAGCAGACAUUGCUUCCGACUGCAAAGUCCUCACAGGUGUCAAAUUCUCUUCCUUGAUACCAGAAGUGGAUGUCACUUCUAAAUAUAUUAAUUCAGAAGCUCUUGUCAGAGAGAUCAACAAGCAUACCUCUCGAGAAGAAAGUAAUUCAAAUUUCUUUCCUCAAGACAAAAAGCACGUGAACCUACCCAAACUGGAUUUAAAUUUACAAAAAUAUCCUAAGAAUGAGAAACAAGAUGUUCCAAAAACUUUGGACAAUGGGAUACACACACAGGACCAGGAUAGAAAGAGUCAAAAAAAAUGGUGGCAUCGACAAAACAGAUGGAAACGGCAAAACAUUUAUGAGUUUCUUCCUUUGCUUGCUUUCCAAAGUCUCAGACAGAAGGAUGUAAAAGAGCUUACUUAUUUUUUCCCUGAGGACCAUACUGAGGAUGUCCAGCAAGAGUUUGUCCCCAAAUGGCCUACACCCUCUGGCCUAACGGAACACAGCACGUUGAAACUCUGUCAGCGGACUCUAGCCAACUCCAGCAUAGGAAGGCGCUGUCUCGCCUUUCUUGGCAAGACACUAGACAGUGUUAUAGAUAUGUGCGUUAAGGAUGUUCUCCUAAAAGAUGAUCGCAGCUGGGCAGGAGCAGGUGUGGCCCUUUUAGAAAAUGAAUGUGAAAGGAGAAUUUUGGAAGAGGGUAAAUAUAACACAGAAGAAUAUGGCAAAUCAAUUGAAGACAUUCUCUUAGUAUUAAAAUGCCCCAAUUUGUGCAGUGGCAAUGGGCAGUGUAUGCAAUGGGGAUGCAUGUGUUCCCCAGGCUUUGGUUCCUAUGACUGCAGUGAUUCACGUG
This is a messenger RNA of Myotis lucifugus (little brown bat), 1126 nucleotides long. RefSeq names its product von Willebrand factor D and EGF domains (gene VWDE). Lineage: Eukaryota; Metazoa; Chordata; Mammalia; Chiroptera; Vespertilionidae. Gene Ontology annotation, molecular function: signaling receptor binding. The annotation marks the transcript as partial. Gene Ontology annotation, biological process: anatomical structure development. The transcript has 2 exons. The record is from RefSeq and is a predicted model, not a curated record. Gene Ontology annotation, cellular component: extracellular region; cell surface.